Molecule: messenger RNA, 2592 nt
Organism: Hyaena hyaena (striped hyena)
Lineage: Eukaryota; Metazoa; Chordata; Mammalia; Carnivora; Hyaenidae
Gene: NAA30
Product: N-alpha-acetyltransferase 30, NatC catalytic subunit
Exons: 5
Coding region: 137-1219 (360 amino acids)
Biological process (GO): N-terminal peptidyl-methionine acetylation
Cellular component (GO): NatC complex
Molecular function (GO): protein-N-terminal amino-acid acetyltransferase activity
Source: RefSeq, a predicted model, not a curated record
AGGCGCUUUACGGCGACGGCGGCUGAGUGUGAACCUUGGCGGCGGUGGAGGCGGCCGCGGCGGCGAAGGAGGCGGCGGCGGCGGCGGCUGAGGAGGAAGAGGAGUGGCGGCAGUGGCGGCGGGGACCUGUGCGGGGAUGGCGGAGGUACCGCCUGGGCCUAGCAGCCUCCUCCCACCACCAGCACCUCCGGCCUCGGCGGCGGCCGAGCCCCGCUGUCCCUUCCCGGCGGGGGCCGCCCUCGCCUGCUGCAGCGAGGACGAGGAGGACGACGAGGAGCACGAAGGCGGCGGCGGCAGGAGCCCGGCGGGCGGCGAGGUGGCGGCGGCGGCGGCCAAGGGGCAUCCGUGCCUCCGCUGCCCUCAGCCGCCGCAGGAGCAGCAGCAGCUCAACGGAUUGAUCAGCCCCGAACUGCGGCACCUCCGGGCGGCCGCCUCCCUCAAGAGCAAGGUUUUGAGCGCGGCCGAGGCGGCCACGACCACGGCCACCCCCGACGGGGGGCCCAGAGCGACUGCAACAAAAGGAGCUGGGGUACGCUCGGGCGAGAGCCCCCCUCACUGCCUCCCCAGUAAUGGAAGAACUGCGCUCCCCAGCCCGGCGGAGGCAGUGGCGGCGAGCGAUCCUGCGGCGGCCCGCAAUGGACUGGCGGAGGGCACCGAGGAGGAGGAGGAAGAGGAGCAGGUGCGGCUGCUGUCUUCAUCCCUGACCGCCGGCUGCAGUUUGAGAAGCCCCCCGGGCAGGGAGGUUGAGCCCGGGGAGGAUCGGACGAUACGUUAUGUCCGAUAUGAAUCCGAGCUACAAAUGCCCGAUAUCAUGAGACUGAUCACCAAAGAUCUGUCUGAACCCUACUCCAUUUAUACCUAUAGAUAUUUUAUCCACAACUGGCCACAGCUGUGCUUCUUGGCCAUGGUAGGGGAGGAGUGUGUAGGUGCCAUCGUUUGCAAGUUGGAUAUGCACAAAAAGAUGUUCCGCAGAGGUUAUAUAGCCAUGUUAGCCGUGGAUUCCAAAUACAGGAGAAAUGGCAUUGGUACUAACUUGGUUAAGAAAGCUAUAUAUGCCAUGGUUGAAGGAGACUGUGAUGAGGUUGUUUUGGAAACAGAAAUAACGAAUAAGUCUGCUUUGAAACUUUAUGAAAAUCUUGGUUUUGUUCGAGAUAAGAGGCUGUUCAGAUACUAUUUAAACGGAGUUGAUGCACUGCGACUUAAAUUGUGGCUGCGUUGAGAAACUGAUAUCAAGGAACAACUUUCCAACCACGCAGAAUCGACCUUUGCAUGCAAUGCAAUUUGUACAGAAUUGCUUUGCAGGUGGAUUUAGUAAUUUCCAUGCAGCUCUUAUCUGUCAGUGUCUCAUUGAGUGUCGCACAAUAUUUGUUGCACUUUGGCAUGGCGCAUUUGUUCUGAAUUAAAAGAGAUUGUUUUAAACUUAAAGAGUUCUUUUGGUACCAGCAAGAUGUGCCAGUUGAUAGCCAAGAUUUGUUUGUUCAUUUGCAAAGUCUGCUGACAAUGUUAUUUACACAGUGAUCAUUUUGUCACAGAACCAGUAAGUGGAACAUGAUUUUUGUUCCUUAAAAAAGCCAAUGUAGACUGUAAAAAUCUCUAAGUAUACUAACAUUUCACAUGAAACCUGCCAUAGUUUUCUGAAGGGGGUGGGGGAAAAGCUUCAAUUUUAGGUUUUAUUUUUUCAAUAUUAAAUUUUCCAUUCUUGGAUAUUGGUACCUCAGUGAUUAGUGAAUGAAAAACAAAUGUUAUGUAGGGUUGGGUGUGUCUUACAAUGAGUAAAGAUAACAAUUAAAUCGCGUCUGCCAGUGCCUGUGUAGAUAAGUAUAUUUGUCUUCAUCUCUAGUUUUUGAAUGCAUGCUAUCUUUUCCUUUUCUUUCAGGCCUUUGCAAGCAAACUUUUGUUUUUAUUUAAAUUCUAAAUUUGGUAAUAAAUUAUUUCAGAUUUUUAUAAUUUGGAUACUUUUUUCCAGGUGAGUGACAGAGUGGUUUACUGUAAAGUCCCGUCUUUCCUUACAGUAAGAAGUUGAAUCUUCUUGGAAAAUCUUUGAGAAAUGACUCAAAAGGGCUGAGAAAAGUUGAUGGAGCCGGGAAUUGCUGGGUUUUGGAUGCACUUUUUUUUUUUGAGAGUGAGGGAAGUUUUGGAAAAGAAUAGAAAAUUAAUGUAAAUUGGUAUGAUUUUAUUUAAUCAAAAUUAUUGCUAAGCUGUGAAAAACAGCUUUUACAAAGUAGCUGGAACUUUUUUCCCACUUGAUUUGGAUUCACAUUGCUUCCAUUUCUUAAAAUGUUUCACUUUUGGUUCUUGGUCUUGGAAAUAAAUUUGAAGGUUCAUUGUAUCCAUUUUAAGCUGAUUUUAUUUUAUUUUCACUUAUUUAAGCAAAUUCUUGGGGAAGCUUUGCUUAGUUCCGAGAAAAACAAAAGGGAAAAUUGGAAUUUUUUUUGGAGUGAGUUCCAUGGGUUUUCUUAAUAGUUAUCUCCGUGUUCAGUUACAUUGUAUUUUGGUCAAUCUGUGCAGUGUACCAAAUUUUUAAGUUAAUUGCUUUCAGUUGAGUCAGGAAACCUGUGAUGGAUAAUUUAACUGGAAAACCUAGGUACCCAU